AUGAUUGUAGAUGUGGUAAAAAAUUGGCACCCGCAAGACCCGCCAUCCGAUGAGAUGUUGAAAUGGAUUGAGGCCACAGCCAGACCCCUGUUCGUUAUGACUUCAUUUUUCAUAUGCUACCUUAUCCCCAUACAAGGAGCAUUUGUGGCAUUUGUGGGCAAUUUGUGCACCACCAUGCUUGCUUUCGUAUUUCCAGCUGUGAUGGAACUCUGUAUUUUGUACCCCAACGAUUAUGGAUACUAUAAAGUAUAUCUGAUCAAAGAUCUUCUUAUAGUGAUGUUUGGAAUGACUUCGUUUUUAGUAGGAGUACCUUUGUGCGCUUAUCUUAUUUAUGUACGUGUACUUUCUUUGAAAGCUGUCAAUAAUGUUGAAUUUUAUUGA
Molecule: messenger RNA, 381 nt
Organism: Pieris macdunnoughi
Lineage: Eukaryota; Metazoa; Arthropoda; Insecta; Lepidoptera; Pieridae
Source: the annotation of a GenBank genome assembly